AUGAGUGGACGUGUGCAGAAAGAAAGUGGCGAUGAUUCUGAUCGCGUUGACGAUGCAGUAGAUCCUAGAGUGCAGAUUGAACUUGAAAGAUUGAAUACAGCUACUGAUGAUAUCAACAAACUUGAGGUUGAUUUGGAUGAAGCAAGAGCAACUUUUAGAGAACUACUUUGUGAAUCUACAUUAAAAAUUGAUAGUUUAGCUAAGAAACUUGGUGCUUGUAUUGAGAAAUCUAGACCCUAUUAUGAUGCCAGGUUCAAAGCAAAAGAAGCAUUACAGGAAACACAGAAGGCUGCCAUUAGAUUUGAAAGAGCCAAUAGUCAGCAUGCAGCAGCGAAAGAAAUGGUUUACUUAGCAGAAGAAGGGUUGAGAACAGAAGGAAGAUGUUUUGAUCAUGCCUGGCAGGAAAUGUUAAAUCAUGCAACUGCCAGGGUUAAUGAAUGUAAACAUGAGAGAGCAUUGUCAGAAGCAGAACACAGGCAUACUACUGCUUUGUAUCACAAAGCAGAACACGAGGUUCAAAGAUUACAAAGUGAAUUAAAACGUGCAAUUGCUAAAUCUAGUAUGGGUGCACGUCGCAGCUUGCUUCUGAUAAACAGUAUCGCCUACAGGCACAACUUGCUCAUGUUGCCAUAUUAUGAAAUGAAAGCGCAUUUUAAUCAAAUGUUGGAAGAGCAGAAAUUAAGAGUAAGUGCAUUAGAAAGAUCAGUGGGUGAAGCUAAGAUGACUUAUGCUGAAGCACUGAGAAAUUUAGAGAAAAUCAGUGACGAAAUCCAUAGGACUAGAAAGUACGAUGGAACAGAUGAGUUUGACAAACCGUCGGGGAAUACAGUCGACCAAAAUUCUACGCAAACUAAUGCAGGAACUCCGACAGAUUCCAGUGUUACUGGAUCACCUGAUAGUACCGAUUAUACUAGCGAUGAAUAUUUGCGCCUUCCUGAUAAGAUGAGUCCUAGUACACCGUGUCCUGUGCCUAUAAGAAUCGAUAAAGAACCUUCUUCGGAAUAUUUGGGCCUAAGCAACUUAAAUCUCUCCUCUACGGAACCUCGGAAGUACAUAAAGCGAGACCGUCCAAAAAGCAUCGCGACAACUGACACGAAACAUAUCAUAACAUUAAAUCAAACGAGUUAUUCGACUUCACGGCUAUCAGACUUAUCGAACAUUCUUUCGCCUAUAGAAAAGAAUGCGAAAAUACAAACGCCAGUUGACGCAACAAAGAACACUAAUACUGUUGUACAAAAUGGGGAGGAAUGGACAGAAAUUAGUUUAAAUAAUUCUCCAGACGAGGUGUACUACCAUAACGAAAUAUAUUCCGACGAAGAGGAUCAAAUUCCUUAUAAACCAUUACCGAUGGACUUAAGUCCAGAAGGUAUCAAUCCAGCAACAAAUGGUUCAAGUAUUCAACAAUUCAGCGAGGCAUCUAUUAGGAAGAAAUUGAUAACACAACUGUCGUUACCUACUAUGUCAAAAGGAAACGAAGUUACCUUAACUAACGAAAAGAAAGCUGAUGUAACGAGGAGUCCAUCGAUAAAAAGUAAAAGUAAACUCGACAGUAGUUUAACUAAUGAGCAUAAGUAAAACGUUAUAUCAAUUAUUAUAGCAAAUUCGAGUAGAAGGCAGUCUCUCGACAUGUUAUGGAGCGUUGGAACGGGAGAACGGGUAAAAGAAUUACUCAAUCAUGGGAUGAUGAUGUUGAACAUAUCUAGCCUUACGGACAGACGUUCCAAUGAACCAAAGACGGUAGAGAAAGAUAAGGAGAAGUGUGAAAAGUCUGAGAAGGUUGAAGGAAGAGGAAAGAAAGUUCCUAGUCCACUAGAAAAAACAAUGACCUAUUUGAAUGCGGAUGAAGAGACAUCCGACAGUGAAAGUUUAGCGAGCGUGGAAAUGUUGACGGAGGAUCAGAUUUCUUCGCUUAUGAUGGAAUCUGAUAUGAAUCAAGUGUGUCAAGAGAUUCUAGGAACACCUUUAGUCGAAGUGUGUCCAUUGUUGCAACAACUGCAACAGCAGCAAUAGCACUUCUUUCCUUGACG
Molecule: messenger RNA, 2027 nt
Organism: Habropoda laboriosa
Lineage: Eukaryota; Metazoa; Arthropoda; Insecta; Hymenoptera; Apidae
Biological process (GO): intracellular signal transduction; negative regulation of protein tyrosine kinase activity
Cellular component (GO): cytoplasm
Molecular function (GO): protein kinase inhibitor activity
Source: RefSeq, a predicted model, not a curated record